CUCAGGCGCGCUCCCGUGACAGGGAUAACUACACCACACCUGCCCGUACAUGUCAUUUGGGAAGAAAAGAACUAGACAAACACACUGCUGAUGGAGACAACAGAUUGUUUAAAGGGAAUCUUUCUUCAAUGACAGCUGCUGCAGAGUUCAAACUUUUGGCUGGAAUUCCUGACAGUGGAUCAUCAGGAUUCAGCAAAGGGAUUUCUCCACAAAGUAGCUGCUUUUGGAUUGUCCAGCAACAUCAGAUGACAGCUCAGUGAAACUGCUGGUGUUUUAGCUGAUAUGCCCAGAAAGAGGACUCAAAGUAAUAAAUAACAGCUUCUACUAUAAAGUGGCACAGCCAUGGAACUCUGUUCAUCUGCCUGCAAUAUUUCGCACAGAGCAAAGUACUUUGUGCUGCUCGUUCUCUCGCUGUCGGUCGUGGCAUGGAUAAUAAUCUUUCCAGGUGACACUGUCACAUCAUUAAUUUCUUUUAACUCAACACACACUCCUGUCAAAGAAGACGGUCUUGGGGAUAAACUCCAUUCAACGACAGAAGAAGACUUUAAAGAAGAUGGUCUGGGGGAUAAACUCCAUUCAACGACAGAAGCGUCUAACCUAACUACUCCUCCUCAAAAGGUGGAUUGCCCCAAGGUCUCUCCUCUGCUCCAAGGACUCAGGAACCUGUCCUUUGAUUCCUCUCUGACUCUGAACGAUGUGGUGACUGAAAAUGAAAACGUGAGAGCGGGCGAGUACGAGCCCCCGGACUGUGCAGCGAGGCAGAGCGUGGCGAUCCUCAUCCCAUUUCGCAACCGGGAAAGACAUCUCGUCUACCUCCUGCAUCACUUGCACCCAUUUCUGCAGAGGCAGCAACUACACUACGCCAUUUAUGUCAUCCAUCAGGCUGGCAACGCAACUUUUAACCGUGCCAAGUUGCUAAACAUUGGAUACUUGGAAGCAUUGAAGGAUUACAAUUGGGACUGCUUCAUAUUCCAUGAUGUGGACCUUGUUCCUGAAGAUGAUCGUAACUUGUACGUCUGCGCCGAAACACCCAAACACAUGGCAGGUGGCCGGAACACGACAGGAUAUAAGAUGUCAUACCCCCGUUACUUUGGAGGAGUCACUGCUUUGACCAGAAAGCAGUUUGUUCAAGUGAACGGAUUCUCCAACUCAUACUGGGGUUGGGGCUGCGAGGAUGAUGAUCUUUAUGUCAGAUUUCAGCUGCAAAAGGUGACGAUUGUACGGCCUCCUAUAGCCAUAGCCCGAUAUAGCAUGGUGUUUCAUACGCGGGAUAAGGGCAAUGAAAAGAACAAAGACAGGUUUAAGUUGUUAAAAAAAACACAGGAGGUAUGGAUGAAGGACGGACUGAACAGCUGCUCCUAUAAGACUCUAUCAAUGGACAGACUUCCUCUUUACGUCAACAUUACUGUGGACAUUGGUAAACCGUAGAGUUUACACCUCGGAGCAAUUUAUUGAGCGUGAGCAUGUUUUUGGACUACAGAUGGAAACUGGAGGAAACCCCCAACACACUAGAAGAACAUGCAAACUCCACACAGAAAGGCCCGUCUGGCCCUGAAGUCUCUGUUGUCACUGCUGCCUCCUCUAAGUUUGCUGCGACAUAGCAGAAAUGCAGAACCUGUGAGAUUUUUGCUUUGACACAAAUAUGAUAACUACCAGAGACUCUGGUCAGCAGGUUUGUAAAAAGUAACAUGAAGUAAUGCUGAUGACAGGCAGACGACUGGAACUAAAAUUCCUGAAUCCAAAUCCACUGAGUUUAGACUUCUCUAAAUAUAUUUAACAAGAACACAGUCAUGUUAUCAGUCUGUGUUGAGGUCAGACUGGGCUACUAUCUGUACCAGUUCAUCCUUGAUUGCUCAGUUUUGUGGUUUAAAAUGACCUGAGGAAUGGUUAACAGUUUUUGGGAAUAUGAAUUUAAAACGUUUUUUUAAUUUUGUGCGGAUAACACAAGAAUGAGUCAAAAGUCCUUUCAUGAACAUUAGCGCAUGGCUGAAUAGACGAGCAAGAUUAUAUGAGUUCACAAGCUGUAUUUUUCCAUAAUAGUAAAUAGAACAGACAAUAGUAAAUUUUUCACAUAUCACAGACAUCAAGUCAUGGAUGGCAGUGAAUUUCCUACAGCUUAACCUGGACAAAACUGAGGUUUUAUUUAUUGGUCCCAAAGGCCAGAGAGAGAAACUUUUACCAAAACUACAAUAUUUUAAACCAGCACAAUUGGUUAAAAACCUGGGUGUGAUUUUUGACUCUGAGCUAGAUUUUAUUCCACAUAUUAAGAAUAUAACUAAUACACCUUUCCACAUGCCAAAAAAACCUGUCUAAACCCGCUAAUAAUCGGCUCCUCAUGGCAGCAGGAAAUGGUUCAACCUGCAUUUCGACCCGGGUCAAUAAACUCUGCAAGCGACCCGGGUUUUAAUCGGCUUGCCUCCGAUCGGCUUCAGCGUGAAAGCCAGACCUGGGUCGACACAGUAAUUUACGUGAUGAGUUCAACGUAGUGUGCCUACGUUAGCGCGCUUGUUGUUUUUGGACACAAAGUGAGAUAACCUUCGUCAAGAUGACCCAGCAUUGGCAAGAUAGCGAGAUCAGAAAGCUUCUCUUGAUCCUUGGGGAAGAAGAGAUUCGUCAACAGGUAACGGGGACUGUGCUCCGCUCCAUUGUUUACCUCGCUGUGCUCCGUCGUGCUGAUGAUGUCAUCAGCUUGGGACAUCAUCAGCACGGGAAAACGCAACCAGGCUGCUCGCCAGUAGGCGAUCAGACCCGGGUCUGCAGGGUCCUGCUAGUUUCAGUGGGACAGGGGUAUGAGAUUGGUUUUUAUCAAUCUUAAAGGCAUACUUCAACAUUUUGGCAAAUUGGCCCAUUUAGCGUAAUUCCUUAGUAAUUUCGAACAGCGUACUUACUUUUUUUGUGAGGGCGAGCUAUUGUUUAUUCAGAGGUGAGUCGGGGAAAGUUUUUG
Messenger RNA from Salarias fasciatus (jewelled blenny), 2944 nucleotides. Its product is annotated as beta-1,4-galactosyltransferase 4-like. The record is from RefSeq and is a predicted model, not a curated record. The coding region runs from base 343 to 1428 and encodes 361 amino acids. The transcript is spliced from 7 exons. NCBI's taxonomy places the organism in Eukaryota, Metazoa, Chordata, Actinopteri, Blenniiformes, Blenniidae. Gene Ontology annotation, biological process: carbohydrate metabolic process. Gene Ontology annotation, cellular component: Golgi apparatus. Gene Ontology annotation, molecular function: galactosyltransferase activity.